AAAAACAAAAACAAAAACAAACACCCCCUGCAGCAGCUCCUCUUCCGCCCCUCAAAAGCAAAGAAGGAACCCAGAGACGGAGAGAGAGAGAGAGACGUAACGCCCCUCCCCGUCGCGCUCCACAUCGGAUCAUACAUUGCUAAAUAGAAUUUCGCUAAACCCUACAGAGUAUCCCCUAAUUCCCCACCUCACUCCCGCCGCCAUCUCCUCUCUCGUACUUCGCUUCUUGUUCUCGCUCUCUCCUCUUUGCUUCCGGGAGCUCGCCGAUCCUUUAUCGGGACCCUAACCCUAGCGUCCCCCGCGAUGUCGCCAGCCUCCGACCCGUCCUCCAGGAACCCCCGCUCCGCCCAACCCGCCCCCGCUGGCGGCGGCGGUGGCGGCGGCGCCACCCCCUGGGCCCAAGUCGUCCGCGGCGAGCCCGAGGCCGCCCCGGCCGCGUCCCAAUCCCCGCCGCGGCCCGCUUCGAUCUCCCACCCGGAGACCUCCGAUCGAUCCCCGCCCCACGUGGAGAACGAGGCCUCGUCCUCCGUGCCGCCGCCGCCGUCGUGCGAGAGCCCGGACCAGGGGAGCAACGGCAAUGCCGCCGCCCGAGGGAAGAAACCGGCUUGGAACAUGCCGUCCAAUGGCUUCAAUGAGGCAGGCCCCGUCAUGGGGGCCGACUCCUGGCCUCCUCUCUCCGAGUCUACCAAGGCUUCUCUUAAAUUAUCGUCGUCGGAUUCUUUGAAGGCUUUCUCAGAUGGAUCAGUUUCUGCUCCCAUGAAGCCAAAUUCCAAUCACCGAAACCCUAAUUCUACUCUGAACCAUGCGACACCUAUCCGCCAGAAAUCCAAUCCGAAUUCUCAUGGAGGCGGCGGCAGUAGCAGUGGUGCAUCAACCAAUGAUGGACCGCCAACACCUUUAUCACCACCGGCUUCGGCCGAGACAGCUCCGAUCAUCCCUGACAAACAGUCUCGCCCAGAGCCUUCUCCUACCGAUCAUCCCAACAAGAGCAAUAGCAAUUGGGAUCAUGGCUCGAGGAGCAACGGGUUCACACCUAGGCAACAUGGUUCAGGGGAUCACCAUGGCGGCUACAGUGGCAAUCGCAGGGGCAACAGUGGUGGUAGUGGGUCACAUCAUGGAGCCUAUCGUAGCCGGAGGGAUUGGAAUACUCCCAGAGGCUUUAGUGGGAGAGAUGCUCACAUGCUGCCGCCGCCACAACAGCAUCGGGGUCAUCCCCGGCCAUUCCCCAGGCAACCUCCACCUUCUUCAGCACCAUUUGUCACCCCUCAUCCACAGGUCCGGCCUUUCUUAAGCCCCAUGGGCUUUCCCGAAAUUCCUCCUCCUGUAUAUUACAUCCCGGCCCACCCACCGCUUGAAUCGCUCAGAAACAUGCCUUUUGUUGCUCACCAAGUACCACAUGCAAUACCCCCUACAAUGUUUGUUCCUGCAGCAGAUCAUCAGCGUGCUUUGUUAUUGAAGCAGAUAGAAUAUUAUUUCAGUUCUGAUAACUUGUGUAAAGACAUAUACUUGAGGCAGAAGAUGGAUGUCCAGGGUUGGGUUCCUAUCUCAUUGAUUGCUGGCUUUAAUCGAGUCAAGCAAUUGACAAACAACAUACCAUAUAUAUUAGAUACUAUACGAGGUUCAAAUAUAGUGGAAGUACAGGGUGAGAAAAUAAGGCGGCGUAAUGAUUGGGUGAAUUGGAUACUCCCAUCACCACUGAAUCAAUAUAGUACUUCUGCCGGGCCUUCCUCUCCAGCAACAUCAAACUAUGAUUCUUUGGCAGCUCGUAUGCAUAAUGUUGGACUAGGGGAGGGGGCUGCAAGCCACGAUAGUUUGCAGGGCCAAACCCAUACGGAGGAAGUUCUUAGUAGUUCAGCAUCUGGGAAUCAGAAUGAUCUGUCACAUUUUGGAGAACCUAACGGAGAGGAGAAUGGGCAAGGAACUGGCCGCACAGAAUCAGAUUGAUCUUAGUCUAUAUGAAGCUAAGAGGCCACAUUACAAGGCCAUGUUCAUGAUGCACAGGAGUUUGCGGGAAAUGGUUGCUAGUGGGGAAUUAUUGAGUGACACUCAGGGUCCUUUAUAAAGUGAGGUCCUUGCCUUUUUUUGGCUUGGAAUGUUGGUCUCCCUAAGUAGAUGGCAAAAUAAAAAGCAAACAAAAAAAAAAGGAAAAAAAAAAAGAAAAAUUAAAAAAAAUAAACUGAAGGGACAAAUUAUAAACGGCAUGGCUAGAUAGAGCUUCCACUGAGUUGUAUAGUUUGGUUUGGCUUGGGUGAAUGACGAUUUUUGGUGGUGAUAUAUCUGGUAUGCUUGGUCCCUUGGGAAUGUUCCUGAACAAUCCCAGCCUUUUUGGUCACAUACCAACAUUUUUUGGGGAUAACGGAAUUGGGCUCUCAUGUUCCCAGAGUUUCAUUAAGAGGGAUGGAAACGAUAUAAAUUCUUAUAUGACCUCUCUCGAGCAAUUUAUAUCACAUCUAUAUACCUUUUCUUCAAUUUUAAUUGAAGAUUAUUACUUCAUAAAAUUCCCUGAUUGUUUGGAUAAAUAAUUUUGCAUAUAGUAGGUUCAGACUCAGUUUUUGGAACUUUGAUGGUCUGAAUUGUGUGAUUUAUUUGGUUUGCUGGUGGGACUUGAAUAAUCACCAAGCACUGUGGAUUCUAAAUUCAUUUAUUUGAUUUCAGGUUCUUCUUUGAUAUU
Elaeis guineensis (African oil palm) is the source of this 2671-nucleotide messenger RNA. RefSeq names its product la-related protein 1C-like. Gene Ontology annotation, molecular function: RNA binding. The record is from RefSeq and is a predicted model, not a curated record. NCBI's taxonomy places the organism in Eukaryota, Viridiplantae, Streptophyta, Magnoliopsida, Arecales, Arecaceae.